Molecule: messenger RNA, 1379 nt
Organism: Actinia tenebrosa (Australian red waratah sea anemone)
Lineage: Eukaryota; Metazoa; Cnidaria; Anthozoa; Actiniaria; Actiniidae
Product: nuclear receptor subfamily 2 group E member 1-like
Biological process (GO): regulation of DNA-templated transcription
Molecular function (GO): DNA-binding transcription factor activity; zinc ion binding; sequence-specific DNA binding
Source: RefSeq, a predicted model, not a curated record
UUGUGGUAUAGCAUUGGAUGCACUAAUAAAGACACACACACACACAUCGAAAUAGACUUGAGGAAGGUUUCAAGAGGGGCUGCAGAAAGCUCACUUCACUGGAAUCAUUUAACUCUAGUAGAACGAUGAAUAGCGAUUCGGAGUACUCCUCUAUUGACGAAAAAGCAGACAAGAAAUCAAAUGGUCGACUUUUGGACAUUCCAUGUAAAGUAUGUGGUGAUCGUUCGUCGGGGAAGCAUUAUGGCAUAUAUGCCUGCGAUGGGUGCAGUGGAUUCUUCAAGAGAAGUAUUAGACGAAACCGUAGCUAUACCUGUCGCGCAACCAACGGCAAAGGUAGCUGCCCAGUGGAUAAGAUUCACCGGAAUCAAUGUCGCUCCUGUCGUCUGAAGAAAUGCUUUGACGUGAACAUGAACAAGGAUGCUGUCCAGCAUGAGCGCGGACCCAGAAGUUCAACUCUACGCAAACAAAAGAUGCUCAAAGAAGCUCAAGAUAGACUGGAUCUAGUCAGCGUUACGCAUGCGCCUCAGGGGCCGAAUGGUUUCAUGAACACGCUCCUAGCAGCCGAGCCUCAUAUGGAGGGAUGUGCUGUUCCGUCAGGGGACUUUGAUCUAGGACUGGAGUAUAAACCAAUCACGUUGCAGACUGAUUUGUCAGUUUCAAUGUAUUAUUCAAGUCCAGACACCGUCUGUGAAGCGGCUGCAAAGCUUUUGUUUAUGUCCGUCAAAUGGGCAAGAAAUAUUCCUUCGUUUAUCAGUCUACCGUUCCGUGACCAGGUUACUUUACUAGAGGAAAGCUGGAGAGAGCUGUUCCUUCUAGGGGCAAGUCAGUGGUCUAUGCCACUAGAAAUCGCGCCUAUUCUUGCCGCAGCAGGAAUGCACAUGGACAACACGCCCCCGGAAAAAAUCGUUGACGUCAUGGCAAUUGUGCGGACGUUGCAGGAAGCAGUAAAUAAAUUUAAAGCUUUUGGGGUGGACUCGACUGAAUAUGCUUGUUUGAAGGCCAUCGUAUUGUUCAAACCUAAUACGUGUGGCUUAAAGGAUUCGGAACAAAUAGAGGCUACACAAGACCAAGCUCAGCUCAUGCUUGGCGAGUACAUUCGUACAUCUUAUCCAAGCCAGGUAGCAAGAUUCGGAAGACUGCUUCUCCUGUUGCCUGCUCUACGAAGAGUCAGCGCUUUGGCGAUUGAGGAAUUAUUCUUCAAAAAGACUAUUGGUAGUGUUCCUAUUGAACGACUGCUUAGCGACAUGUUCAAGAAUGAAUGAUUAAAACAAGAUAAACCAAGAAAAUAAGAGAUCUUUUGGUUCGCCUAAGCAAUCAGUCGCUAUUGAUAAUAUACACUUAAUUGAAGAAUCGUUGUCGGGUUCAGAAACAUAGAACAU